Molecule: messenger RNA, 462 nt
Organism: Ophidiomyces ophidiicola
Lineage: Eukaryota; Fungi; Ascomycota; Eurotiomycetes; Onygenales; Onygenaceae
Exons: 1
Coding region: 1-462 (153 amino acids)
Source: RefSeq, a predicted model, not a curated record
AUGAACCCCGCCGAUGAGGACCAGGCCGCCGUCCGCCAGCGCACCCGCCGCGCCCACCAGGAGUUCGUGUGUCUCGGCAUGCUCAAAAACAUCAUGGAGCGACGCGGCCUGACCCUCGUCUCCCCAGAUGACCUGCGGUGCCUCGAAGGCGUGCUCAUCAACUCUCUGCGAUUCACCGACGCCAGCGACCGCCCGCUCUCGCCCGAACGCGGCCACCCCGACACCAGCAGUGCGAGCCAGUUCCGGGACAUAAUCUUCGCACUGCCGUGGCAGCUGAGGAGGGAAUUGGUCGAGUUUUUCAACUCUGAGCCCCUGGAAGACAACCCCUACGUCGAGCGCUUUCGCCGCGGGUUGAUGAAUAGGAAUAUCCCAAUUCCCGGGACUAGGGGUUCUGUCUUUAUCGAUUCGCAGACGGGCCGACCGCGAGUAUUGCAGAGGCCAGAAGUGCGCGUGCGGAGGUAA